UUCCGUCUUAGGGGGAAUUCACUGAAUGCAGUUCAACUCGUGACUUGCCGUUCGACCGUCAUCUGGCGCUUGUUAUCAUCCGGAGCGUUAACAAGUGAUCGUGAUGGACGCUUUAUUUUUCUUUGCUUUAUUGUCUGCAGCUUCAGCUUUUCGUCUGUCAGAACGAGACGAGUUUCACUUCAAGUCAUGGAUGGCACAGUACAACAGAGUGUACAGUAUGAAGGAGUACUAUGAGAGACUCCAGAUAUUCACUGACAACAAGAGGAGGAUUGACAAGCACAAUGAAGGAAAUCACUCCUACACAAUGGGGCUGAACCAGUUUGCAGACAUGACCUUUGCUGAAUUUCAAAAGUCCUUCCUCUUGUCUGAGCCACAGAACUGCUCCGCCACCAAAGGAAACUACUUCAGCAGUAAUGCACCAUAUCCGGACUCUGUUGACUGGAGGAAGAAAGGGAACUAUUUGACACCUGUGAAGAAUCAGGGAAGUUGUGGCAGCUGCUGGACUUUUUCAACAACCGGCUGUUUGGAGUCUGUUACUGCUAUUGCAACUGGGAAGCUCAUACCACUGUCAGAACAACAGCUGGUGGACUGUGCCCAGGACUUCAACAAUCAUGGAUGUAAUGGUGGACUUCCCAGCCAAGCAUUUGAAUACAUUCUGUACAACAAGGGACUGAUGACAGAGGACGACUAUCCAUAUAAAGCUUUUGGAAGCGAGUGCAAGUAUAAACCAGAGCUGGCAGCUGCUUUUGUGAAGGAAGUGGUGAACAUAACAGCAUACAAUGAGAUGGAGAUGGUGGAUGCUGUCGCCACCCGCAAUCCGGUUAGCUUUGCUUUUGAGGUGACCAGUGACUUCAUGCAUUAUGAGCAGGGCGUGUACACAAGCACUAAAUGCCACAACACCACAGACAAGGUGAACCACGCUGUUCUAGCAGUCGGGUAUGGAGAAAACAACGGCACGCCUUACUGGAUAGUAAAGAACUCAUGGGGAUCCGGCUGGGGGAUUGAUGGAUAUUUCCUCAUCGAACGUGGGAAGAACAUGUGUGGACUCGCUGCCUGCUCAUCUUUCCCUGUGGUGUGAUUUCAUCACAGCAA
Messenger RNA from Monopterus albus (swamp eel), 1092 nucleotides. It is a transcript of the gene ctsh, whose product is annotated as cathepsin H. Gene Ontology annotation, biological process: proteolysis. NCBI's taxonomy places the organism in Eukaryota, Metazoa, Chordata, Actinopteri, Synbranchiformes, Synbranchidae. The record is from RefSeq and is a predicted model, not a curated record. Gene Ontology annotation, molecular function: cysteine-type peptidase activity. Bases 104 to 1078 code for a protein of 324 amino acids. The transcript has 12 exons.